AUAAGCGUAUACUCAGAGCGAGCAUUAGAGGGCUUUCGUAAACCAUCCAAGUCUUUUGAAAUUGAACUGCACGCAGAAGAAAUCAGAUAGCUAUUAGGAAGUUUAGAUAUAAAACCAACAGUAAGAAAGUAUUUUCUCUUGGCUGACCGAUUAGCUGUGCCUAAGGCAACAUGAAUCCUGUACUUAAUACUUUGUUGUUUUCAGUGCUUCUACUUCUGACCCACAGAAUUCAGGAGCUGGUGGAGGCGUGCAGCUGUGCCCCUGCUCAUCCGCAGCAGCUCAUCUGCGACUCGGCUUUAGUGAUUCGAGCAAAAAUAACCAGUGAAAAGGUGGUUCCAGCCAGUGAUGAUCCUCUUGAUACCCACAAAAUGAUCCGGUAUGAAAUCAAACAAAUAAAGAUGUUUAAAGGAUUUGAAAAGCUCAAGGAUGUCCAGUAUGUAUAUACCCCUUUUGAUUCAUCGCUUUGUGGAGUGAAACUAGAAGCUAACAACAAAAAACAGUAUCUUUUGACAGGCCAAAUUUUAAGUGAUGGUAAAGUCCUCAUCCAUUUAUGCAACUACAUUGAACCAUGGGAUGAUUUAUCCUUAUCUCAAAAGAAGAGUCUUAAUCAGAGAUAUCAAAUGGGCUGUGGCUGCAAAAUUACUACCUGCUACAUGGUGCCCUGUUCAAUCACUACACCAAAUGAGUGCCUCUGGACAGACUGGCUGAUAGAAAGAAAGCUAUAUGGGCACCAAGCCAAGCAUUAUGCCUGUAUCAAGAGAAGUGAUGGCACUUGCAGCUGGUACCGAGGUGGUCCUCCCCCAGAGAAGGAGUUUAUUGAUAUCAGCGAACCUUAAAAUGAUCAUUUCCUAAAAAGCCUUGGAGUCUAAUUCCAUCAAACAUCGCACGCUCACAGCUUUGAACUGCCAUCAUCUAAUGUAUCUGUUGCUUAUAAACAAAGCCAAAUUGUCCUGUACAGCUAAAGUCCAAGUCUGUGGAAUUGGCACUCAUGCAAGAUGAGGAACAAACCUCCUGGAGAUAGCUACUCUGUAAAGUUAUGCUUUGUACAGAGAGGCUUAAGCUGAGAAUGCUCCUCUGUGUCCUCUAAAGGCAUAACCAGUUUCCCUUUUACCAAUAUGAAUGUACAAGAACAAAAGAAUUGCCAGAAUUUUGUCCCAUUUCUGUUAACCUACAGAUUGAGCCUCAUGUUUUAUUCCAAAUCUUUCUGAUGAACUACAGAAUGUUUUAUAGAACUAUUUUUUUCUGUAUGAAAGUGUUCUGAUACAAAAGAAUUAUUGUACAGUGUAUAUGUAAAGUAUUGUAACAAUGUGCUAUGAAAAAAACAGAUACAAAAAUCCCCGAUUUUCCUUAUCUGUUGAAACAAGUUGAACACUUCUGUGAUUAAAACAGUCUGUGCUUCAUAUUCUGUAUGUCACUUAUGUUAUGGCUUGCUUUAUCUACAGAGUUGUAACUUUCAUUGAUAAUCAAAAUACUCUUACUUGAGUCCACAUCCCUAUGGACUAGCUAUACCUUGUUGAAGGAAAAGCCACGUGUUCUAAUGCUUCAGUGUUUUAUAGACCCAAUACAAAUAAUGACAGGCUAAAACUGCUUAUAUUUACAGAAACCAUGUCCAUCUUCAUGGCAGCUGUAAUACUUGAUAAUGCCUCUCUAAAUAUGUGAUAUUUCAUUGUAUUUCAGCACUGUUAAAAGCCUUGGCUUUAGAAACUCACAUAAAAAUACCUGCAAUAGAUACUGAGUAUCUUGCACUGAAAGUGAUUUCUAAAAAGCUCGCAAAUAUUUGACCAUAUUUAAUAGCUUAAAUUUACAUUAAUGAUUUUUCAUUCAUGAAUACCCAUCGCACACUGUCAUAAUGCAUUUGGCAACUCAUAAACCUGUACUAGAGAAGUGUUACAAUGUAUUUAGUUUUUUAGUGUGUGAACUUUUAGGAAUUGAUUACUGUAGGUAAUAACUAAUCUCACACAUAUUUAAGUUUACUAAAGUAAUUAAAUUCACAGUGAUAAAAUCUAAGAAAAUCUAAGUUAAUGCCAAAGUUUAGACAAUUGUCCAACUGCUUGCAUUCUAGAAAAUGGAUGAAAACCAUCACGCAGCAUAUGACCCUGUAAUAGCUGCCAUUUCUGCCAUAUUUUACUCCGAUUUUCUCCAUUGGGUUUGUUUCACUUCAUUCUAAUUUUGGUCAAAAAUUACUCUCAUGUAUUCCCCAUAUGAGAAUUUAGGCAGAGAUUUAGACAGUUCUGUUCCUGUUUGGUUAGAUCAGGUCUAGUUAAAGGUGUAACACAAACACUUUACUCAUUCCUGCUAACCAUAGCAUGACAUUUCCAGACUAUGGGUUCAUUAAGAAUCAGAGCUGUUACUGUCUAUUGGUUCAAGAGUCCAGUUUUCCAAAUAGUUCCUUUAGUCUGUUUGCAAUAGACCCCUUAUAAAAUCAUCAGGACUUAAACUUGCAAAGAAGCUAGGCAAAUCUUAAAGUGUAUAGGCAUCUCUAAUUCCAUUCAGUUCAAUGAAGUAGUAGUCUGGACUUAAAAUUCAGCAUGUCCCAUGUAUCUUGUCAUACCCUAAGAUAUGUCGUAUUGGAUAUAUAACGUAUACUGGCAAAAAUACUCUAUAAAUGAUUUUUGUGAUAUAUUCUGUUCGUGUUUCUAACGUUUAUUUUGACAACUGCAUGAAUCCAUAUUUAAAGAAUAGACAAUGGCAGCUUUGAAAACACUUUUGUGAGAAUAAACAUUCUGAUAUACUUUUUUUGUGAUUAAACCUACACAAUCCAGUGAAGUGCAAAUGGUGCAAGGCCAACAGGAAGGCAUGCCAUUAUUCCUUUGAGGAAUAUAUGUCUCUUAAUAGUAAACAUUUCACUUUUACUUUACAACUGUAAAUUAAAACAGGAAAAUUGAAAAUUGAUUUACAGUAAAUAAAAACACCAUAUAUUUGUGCUGUCAACUGUAAAGCUUAGUUCAUUUUCUGCUUUGCUAAAGACAAACAAAAAUUUACCUAACUUUAGUUUGGACCAUAGACUUAUUGUGGCUACUUAUGUAACUGAAACAAAAAGGCUACAUUUCUUUCAAAAAGGAACUGAUAUUGUAGAGACUAUAUUGACAGUGCUAUUUACUGUCAGUGCUGUGCAUUUAUAUCGCCAAUUUACAGAAAGACUUAAAAAACAGGCCUUAUUUCCUCAUGUCAAACCAAAACAAUUCCUAGACAAGCCUGCAAGACCUUAAUAACCAUACAAAGUCUGAAUAAAGCACAUGGCUAAUUAAUAUUCAAUACAUGUACAGUGUAACAUUUGUUUCCACAUUAAUUUUGAUGUCAUGGUGUCUUUUGAAUAGCACUCUGCAGCAAACAGGUAUUUUCUGCUUUUUAACUCAACAUAGUUGUUUCUAUUUUAGUUUUACAGUAAUUAUAGUAUAGUGACCUUAAACUCAACUAGCCCAACUCAGAUUGCCUUCUUUAUGUACCUUGUAAAAAUGUUUUCUUCAAUAUUUAUGAACAAACUGAAAUAUGAAUAGUAUGCCAUAAUUAGUUUUAAAAAUGUUUUAUAUUUGACCAGCCAUAAAAUAUCCCAUACAAGGUGUUUUAAAAUUAAUGGCUGUCCACUUUGAUUUCUGUCUGAGCAUGCAUCUGGCCAAACUUCCCACAAUGGAUGGUGCAAAGAUUUUUUUUUUUUUUACUCAUAUGAAUAAAUAUGGCAAGAAAAGCUUUACAAAAAACCCUCUCAGAAUGAGUUUUUAUUUUCCCUGAGAUUCAACACUGAAAGAUUAUGAAAAGGAUUAACUACAGUGUGGCAUUCUAAAUAUGUUAUUCUCCUAUCAAGAUUUUUACUGUAGUGGUAUUGAUAUAUUAUCAACAGCAGAUUAUUUUCACAACAAUUUAUUUUUACUUCUUAAAACUGUUUAUGUGUUAUCUGAAAGGUUAGAGCAGAAAUAUAGCCUGGUACAACAUUUGAUUUUAAUUUGAAAAUUACUCACAUGACUUAUGAUAAGAGUAAAGAAUAGAGAAAUGAAACUGUAUAGGUAAAUGGUGGAAAAACCCCACCUUGAAUAUUGCUGCCUCCUCCUCAAUGUUCCAGUUAACUUUUAAUUAAAUUGUACAAUUAUGUUGAAAAAGCUAGGGUUAUUUUUUCAUUACAGAGAACAUAGGAGGUAGGAAUUUAGUGAAAUAAAGGGAACUCAUUACUGAGGGAAAGGCUAUAGAGAUGACUCAACUUGCAAGGAGUUCAAAAAGCCUUACAGCAUUAUGUAUAGUUUUAAUCAGUCUGAGAUGAAUGUUUCUGUUUCAAAAAGUGUUUCAUUAAAGCAGCUCCAUUUUUACACAAAAGAAUGGCAUCUUUGUUUAUUUACCCUUUAUUGCCGUGUAAAGCCUCAGUACAAAUGAUCACCAUAGUAUAAAAGAAGCAAAAGAAACAGAAGCACAGCCACACCUCUGGCAUGCUCAACUGAAAACGCAAUUCAUAGAGAUUUGGACUUUUCCCCUGCUCCCCGCCCCACCGCAGUUGGUUUGGACUGGAGGGGAAGGAGAGCGCUCUAGGUUACAAUUUGGAGAAUAAGAAGGGAAGGAACGAACACAAGAGGAGGUACCAAAAAUUAUUUUAAACUGAAAUGGCAAACUCCAUAAAAGUAAAUGUAAAUAAGGCCAGCUAUUAAUAAACUGUGUUUGAAAACCAGGAAAAUUUAAAUAGCAUUAUAUGAUUUCAUCAACUCUGAUAUUCAGAUCAUUUUACAACCAGUUCUAGAAAUCUGAAUAAAAUAUUAUCUUGUACCAUGUUGCUUGACUAUUCUUCGAGCCACAAAGUUCCAAAUCAUUUCUUAAGAAGGAAAAAAACAACAAAAAAAGAGCUUCCUCACAAUCGGUUAUUACAGCACCUCUAAACCAUGUAUGGCAAUGCAAUAUCCGAAUGCAUUAAUUUUCUCUAGAUUAACAUAUAUUAGGUAGAAAUAUGUAAAGAAAUUAUUCAGGUGUAGAGAACAAAAAAGUUCAAGACGACAAAUAACAUCAGUUCAGACAUUAAUGAGUGAUGUAGAGGAACAAAGAGGGGAAAAAGUCAAAUAUUUGUUAUACUCUUAAGCAAAGUAUGUCUUAUAAACACAUAUACACACUUUCUUGUUUGUGUUCUAUUACUGAAUUUGAAUUCAAUUCAUUUUUCAAGACAGCAGUUUGCUACUGAACUGGUAGACCUACAGGGUCACACUACUUAAAAAUAAAAAGCUAACACAUUAAUUCUUGUGCCAAAAUUAUAGCAUAUUUUCUUUGUUUCUAUGUACUGCAAUUUAGCAAUGCAUUAAAAGGCCUGCUUUUCCAAUAAAAUCAUAGAAUCAUAGACUAUAUUGAGUUGGAAGGGACCCAUAAAGAUCAUCGAGUCCAACUCCCUGCUCCUCGCAGGACUACCUAAAACUAAACCAUAUGACUAACAGCACUUCCAGACAUUCCUUGAACUCUGACAGGCUUGGUGCCGUGACCACUUCCCUGGGGAGCUUGGAUAAUAGCUGAUAAAAUAACAAAGAGAACAAUAAAUUGUGCACAGAAAAUUAUAAAUCAGCUUUAAUCCUGGCCAUUCUCAGGAAAAUAGUGUGAUAUAAAACUUACUGCCAUUUAAAAAAGCAUAUUGCAAAACAUCAGAUAUGGUUUUGCUUCUCUACCUGUUACGAAUGAAACCCCAAGGCACGAAACACUUCCUUUGCAUUAAAAAAAAAUAAAAAUGAUGAAGUUGUAUAUUUUGCUGAUGAAUCCAUCAACAAAAUCCUCUUCCAUUCUGAGAAGAUUUGACUA
This is a messenger RNA of Phalacrocorax carbo (great cormorant), 5754 nucleotides long. NCBI's taxonomy places the organism in Eukaryota, Metazoa, Chordata, Aves, Suliformes, Phalacrocoracidae. The record is from RefSeq and is a predicted model, not a curated record.